Molecule: messenger RNA, 1171 nt
Organism: Hevea brasiliensis (rubber tree)
Lineage: Eukaryota; Viridiplantae; Streptophyta; Magnoliopsida; Malpighiales; Euphorbiaceae
Product: nudix hydrolase 11
Exons: 4
Coding region: 34-909 (291 amino acids)
Biological process (GO): coenzyme A catabolic process
Molecular function (GO): coenzyme A diphosphatase activity; acetyl-CoA hydrolase activity
Source: RefSeq, a predicted model, not a curated record
GAUUAAUUAAUUGUUCUUCAUGUACAUGUAAAUAUGCCUCACAAUCUCUCAAAAAUGAAUUUGAUCAGUAACUUGCCAAGAUCCAACUAUGAUGUGGCUCUGGCUCCUACUAUGCCCUCUACGUGCAUGGAAACAGACAUGGGUUGCUUCACAGAAGGAGCUCAUGGCAGUCCAACUCUCCAGAAGCUGGCGAAUCAGCUCCAGUGUUUUAAUCCGAUAGGUGUGAUAAAAGUAGGAAAACAAUUCGACGAUGCUGCAGGCUCAAAGCUUGAGGUCGCCGACUCUUUAUCAGCAGAAGAAGAUAAUAAAUUGUCCUGCGUGAAGUGGAGGACGAAAGCAGCUGUCUUGAUUUGUCUUUUUGAGGGAUAUGAAGGCGAGCUGCGUGUUAUUCUUACUAAGAGAUCUAUGAAGCUCUCUUCUCAUCCUGGAGAUGUAGCUUUACCAGGUGGAAAGAUGGAAGAGGAAGAUGCAGAUGAAUCUGCAACAGCAUUAAGAGAAGCCAUGGAAGAGAUUGGCUUGAAUCCUCAUCUCGUUCAAAUUGUUGCAAAAUUAGAGCCUUUUACUUCCCAGCACCAACUGAGAGUUGUCCCUGUGGUAGGUCUACUUGCCAGGAUACAAGAUUUCAAGCCUAGACUAAAUAUUGAUGAAGUUGAUGCUAUUUUUGAUGCCCCAUUGGAGAUGUUCCUUAAGGAAGAAAAUCAUCGAUGUGAAGAGAAGGAAUGGAUGGAGUGGAAAUAUAUUCUCCAUCUGUUUGAUUUUACAUCAGAGCAAGGGGUUUUCCAGAUAUGGGGUUUGACAGCAAGCAUUCUUAUUCAAGCAGCCUCAAUCAUCUACCAGAGGUCUCCAUCCUUCAAACAACAUCUCCCUGACUUCCAACAACUACAAAAAGCUUUAAAAAAUGCAACAUGACAAAUUUCAAUAAACAAAAUUUUUUACGCAAAAAGGAUUAGCUAACAUCAAACUGAAUCAACCAGGUUGAAGUCUCUACUCCUGCGGUAUAUAUUGUAACGCUAUAAAUGGAUUUAACGGUACUAAACUUAACAUAAUUAGCACUCGAUUAUAAAAAUAUUAAUCAGUAGCAGAUUUAUCUGAGAUUUUUUUUCUUAUGCUUAAUGUCAAAUACUUGUGAUGAUGUUAUUAAAGACUUAUAGCUAUGAUGGUUUUAUGCAUA